Messenger RNA from Haplochromis burtoni (Burton's mouthbrooder), 3606 nucleotides. It is a transcript of the gene il6st, whose product is annotated as interleukin 6 cytokine family signal transduce. The record is from RefSeq and is a predicted model, not a curated record. Gene Ontology annotation, biological process: positive regulation of tyrosine phosphorylation of STAT protein; cytokine-mediated signaling pathway. The transcript has 16 exons. Gene Ontology annotation, cellular component: membrane; signaling receptor complex; CRLF-CLCF1 complex. The coding region runs from base 236 to 2920 and encodes 894 amino acids. Lineage: Eukaryota; Metazoa; Chordata; Actinopteri; Cichliformes; Cichlidae. Gene Ontology annotation, molecular function: cytokine receptor activity; cytokine binding.
CGACGUUGUGAGAUCGGCUAAUGAGUAGCGCCGCUACGUAACCUAUUGCGACACAGGCUUACCUUUGACGGGAAGUGGGUGGUCUUAUACCAAGAACCAGACGCACGGUGAGCGAGAAAUGGUAUCUAAAAAUUGUUUAAGUUGUCUAGACACUUGCUGGGUGUACAUAAAUAUACUACGCGGCUAACCAGCAUUGUACAAGGACAGUAACGGAUAACUUUUACUCGUUGUCAUCAUGGUCUCUGCGGCUGUGCUCCAUCUGUGGGUUUUAGCUUGGCUGGCUUCUGUUCUCGCUGCUGAAGACGACUAUCAUUUGGUGAUAGCCCCACAGUCUCCAGUGGUUCAGAUUGGGUCUAACUUGACAGCUAUCUGCAUGAUCAACAACACAACUGAAGUCACAGCAGAUGAUCUCUACUGGAAGCUUUCUGAAAUUAUACCCAAAGAACAUUACAUCAAGAUCAACAGUUCAGCACUUAAUGUCACUGUCACCAUCAGAAGUGAAAAGUCUGAAUGGUUAUUUUGCAGCUGCAAGACAGAGUCACACUAUGUUGUCCUAAACAGGGGCAAAUUUACUCAUGGGAUUUGGCUGAGGAAAGGCUAUCGCCCGGAGAAGCCAAAGAAUCUGUCCUGUAUAGCAGUUCAGGAGAGCGAGAUUAUCUCAUCAAACAUCAAAUGUCAGUGGGAAGCAGUAGGACAUCAAACGGAAGCUGUCCCUACAAAUUAUACACUGUUUAUUAGACAAACGGGUGAUAAAAUUUAUACUGCAUCAAUAUUAGGGCCAGUAAACAAAACCACAGUGGAUCUGAAUCUCUUUCCUCAUCAUAUGGAACUGGAGAUUUGGGUGGUGGCACAAAAUGAACUUGGAAAAGAAGAGUCUGAACAUCUGAUAAAGCUUGCUAAUUGCUUUGUAAAAACAAAGCCUCCAUCCGUCGCAGUCAUUUCAGAGGCAGUUUUUCCCACCUCCCUUGUGAUGAGCUGGAAUUCUUCUAUUGAUAAAAGUUAUCUGGAAACGAUAUAUGAAAUUAGAUUCUGCCCAUUGGGAUCUCAAAAGUGGUUUUAUGUACCUCUGGCAGACACUUCAAGGUAUAUACAGUCCUUUAGACUCCAGAACCUGCAACCAGACACAGUUUAUGUCACUCAGGUACGGUGCAAAUAUAAUAAUAAUAACAAGCACUGUGGUUACUGGAGUGACUGGAGUAGCAACGUUACCGAGAGAACACCAGAGGAUUUACCAAAAAGUAAACCAGAUGUAUGGAUAAUCACGUCGGAGGAAGGCCUAAAUAAACGACAAAUUGAGUUCAUUUGUAAGGAUCCCGAGUUUUCCAAUGGGAGGAUAAGAAGAUUUAACAUAACGAUUGAGAAACAAAAGGAUAGUAUCAGGAAUGGAACUUGGGAGAUUAUUCCAGUGAACAGAAGUCUGACAGAUGGCAGCUCAAGUAAAAAACAGAUCACUCCACUAAAAACGAUUACCUUGGAUGAUGAGGAGUCUGUGACCGUGUAUGUCACAGCCAUAAAUUCUGUGGGGGCAUCUCCUCAGGCAAAGUUGAUCAUUUCCCGCAAAACACGGGAACCUCCUGCAGUGGAAAAAACGGAGGUACAGUCCCAUAACGGUCAGCUGUUUCUUUCAUGGAAACCCCCUAACAGAACAGUGUCCGAGUAUGUGGUGGAAUGGGUCAGUGAUGGUGAGAGAAACUGGCAGAGGGAAAAUGGAAAAACAAACUACACUGCAAUUAAAGGGGACCUUAAGCAAUUUGUUCAAUACAGAAUAUCAGUGUACCCUAUAUAUGGCAAACUGGUUGGGAAGCCAGUCCUUGAACGAGCCUAUUUUGAACAAGGAGUUCCAUCACAAGGCCCUAUUGUUAACCUGAGUGGUGACCCAGGAUGUUACACAGCCAAGCUGGAGUGGGAUGAGAUUCCUCUGAUAAAACGACGCGGCUUCAUCACAAACUACACAAUAUACUAUCGAAGUGGGACUGAAACUCGUGGCAUAACUGUGCCAGCUAACACCACCUCAUACACUUUGACAUCAUUAUCACGCAACACAAAGUAUGACAUUUGGAUAAAGGCUUCAACUAUCAGAGGCUCAGUCAAUGGCUCUAACCACUCGUUCACUACUCUGAAAUAUGCACCAGGAGAAAUUGAAGGCAUUGUGGUAGGAGUGAGCCUUGGGUUUCUGUUUGUUGUUCUCAUGACCAUGCUGCUCUGUUUCUGCAAAAAAGAUGUGAUCAAGGACAACUUUUGGCCUCAGAUUCCAAAUCCUGGAGAUAGCACCAUUGGAAACUGGUCUCCAGAUUAUCCUUUGAAAGCAGAGGCACCAAGAGAGAACUGUCUAUCUGGCAUCAGUGUGCUUAAUGUGGAUGUUUGUGAUGCAAAGUGUGUAUUUGAGGAGGACAAGGCAAGUCUGCCUCUGAAAAAGGACAAGUAUCUGUCUGAGGAGCACAGCAGUGGAAUCGGUGGCUCCUCCUGCAUGUCCUCACCUCGACAGAGUGUGUCUGACAGUGAUGAGGGUGGUGAUAUGGCUGACACCACGGCCAGCACUAUUCAGUACUCCUCUGUAGUCGCCUCCAGUGGUUACAAGGGCCAGAACCCAAGCUCUCUGCCCCAGCAGUCCAUUUUUUCACGGUCUGAGUCCACACAGCCACUGCUGGACUGUGAAGAGAACCAUGACACCAUGCUGCAGGAGGGAAGCAGACAGUGUUUCCUGAGACAGCCCUGCUUUACUCGCAAUGCAGGGAAUGAAAAUGCCACCAACAGUAAUGACUUCAACCCGUUGGAGAUGGAGCAGCAAGAGGUGCUGGACUUCUGUCCCCUGGAAGAAGACACUGAACACACAGCACCUGCAGAUUGCCAAUCUGAUGACUGGAUACCAGCACCGGUCUCCAGCUACAUGCCUCAGCUGGGUGGCUACAGGCCACAGUAAGAACUCAGAUGGCUCGUCUGAUACAUGCAUCACCUACAUAUGUGGUCUUGUGCCUUUGUUAGUCCUGGGUGUUUAUUUAAAGCAUUGAACAAAUCCCAGUAUAUCUUUUGCACUUAAUCAAAUGUAAAUAGUCCCAUUAUAUUACACUGUAAAGAGUAAUGUGAAUUAGAGCUUGCGGUUGUCGUUUGCACGCUUUACUCUCACAAGGAAAAAUUACAUAGCCAGUUCUUUGUAAAUAAAACAACAUCUUCAACAUAAUGACGAAAUACAAUUUUAUACUAACAUAAACUGCUAAUGGCAUGCCAGACUGCUCAGUGCAGCCUAACGUCCUUAAUCUCACUUGAAUUUUAAUUUUUAAGUGACAGUUUAUAGCUGAAUGUAAAGUCUUAUGUUUUUAUUGCAUUUAUUAAAGGCACCAUGAAGCUCUUAAAAUGUUGAAACUGUUGUUUUUCAGUUUUCCUAAUGUUAAUUCCAGAUGUUGUUGGAAGAUGUGUUUUCUCACCCAAGGCUGUGUCAAAGCAAGCAUUAUAUCUUAAUUUGUUGUAUCACAAUGUUAAAACAAUUUGGAAUACCGUGUGGUCAUAAACAGCAUUGCUUCAGCUCUGAUCAAUCACUGCUGAUUGUAUUUCUUUUUCAAAUGUCACCAUGCUAAAGCUUAACAAUAAAACAUGAAGGGAAGUCAGUAA